This is a messenger RNA of Desarmillaria tabescens, 750 nucleotides long. RefSeq lists its product as uncharacterized. The record is from RefSeq and is a predicted model, not a curated record. The coding region runs from base 1 to 750 and encodes 249 amino acids. The transcript has 2 exons. NCBI's taxonomy places the organism in Eukaryota, Fungi, Basidiomycota, Agaricomycetes, Agaricales, Physalacriaceae.
AUGCAUACUUUCUCGCCCAACACCAGUCGACCACAAACACCGAAACCGCUGGUGAAAGUCCCAAAUAAACCACAGUUUAUCCGGCCCCACUCCACAAUCCCAUUUCCCAUCCCACUCUCUCAAUCAUCCAAAGCAAAUCAUCCACGACGAAGAGCAUUCUCUUUCUUCCCUUUCUUAUUCAGCACUCGGCGAAAGGCAUCCAAGUCAACAAUUACACCUUCCUCCUCCUCUGCAUACCCAUCAUCCCAAAAUACCUCUGACACCCAAAUCGACAUCCCGCGUGUUCGCCAACUCGACAAAGCUACGCGAAUGCUCGGGGAAAGAAUCCCUCCGGAGCUUGUCCUAGGGCCGCCCAAGAGUCCUCAGCACUGCAUCAAACCAAGCGUUCCCCUUCGAACGCGUAGCUCAUCGCCGUCACUAUUUCCCCCGACUUCUCGGUCCACCCCAGAGCCCCGACAUAAACGCAGCUAUCUCAAUAUAGUCCGUUCCAGUCCGCAGCUCCCAGAACCGGACCAAUCUCCCAAUAUGUCUAGGCCGUCAUCUAGGACUUCAACGGAAGAAGAAACAAGUCGUUACCUGAAAACGUUUGCCAAGACUCCGCCACCUGGAACCCCGUUUAUCGGCAGUGCAGUGGAAUCAGAAUCAGAUUCGUAUGUAGGAUCUAGGAAGAAGUGGCAGCAGAGCUGGAGUGGCGAGUGGAACGUAAAGAACAUGGAUGAGGUCAUUGGAAAGCUGCGCCAUUUACGUUGA